AUGCCCCAGCAAGCCUCACCGGCCGUGGCAGCCUCCUCCUCCUCCGCCUCAACCUCCGUCGUCUCAUCACCGGCAUCGACCUCGUCAUCAUCGUCAAACUCGUCGUCGUCGUCGUCGUCGUCCCAGGUCUGCAACAACUCGCCGGUGCUGUGUGACCGCCACUACAGCGACAUCACGCACAUGGGCGCCCACGACAGCGCCUUUCUGCGCGACGACAGCACGGGCAACUCCAUCGCCGGCAACCAGUUCCUCAACGCCACGCUGGCCCUCGACGCCGGCCUGCGGCUGCUGCAGGCGCAGGUGCACCACGAGAACGGCACGCUGCGCCUGUGCCACACGUCGUGCGGCCUGCUCGACGCCGGGCCGCUCGAGAGCUGGCUGGCCCGCAUCGCCGACUGGGUCGCCGGCCACCCGUCCGACGUCGUCACCAUCCUGCUCGUCAACUCGGACAACGCCGACGCCUCGCAGUUCGCCGCCGCCUACCAGCAGGCCGGCCUCGCCAAGUUCGGCUACGUCCCGCCGAGCGCCACCCAAGAAUGGCCCAGCCUGCGGUCCAUGAUCGCCAACAACACGCGCGUCGUGUCCUUCAUCACCAACAUCGACGCCUCGUCCGCGAGCCCCUACCUCCUGCCCGAGUUCGACUACGUCUUCGAGACGCCCUUCACCGUCCUCUCGCUCGACGGCUUCAACUGCACCGUCGACCGGCCCUCGGACGCCGGCACCGCCGCCAACGCCUUCUCCCACGGCUUCAUGGGGCUCGUCAACCACUUCAAGGACGAGGAGAUCACGGCCGGCAUCAACAUCCCCGACACGGAAAACAUUGCCCUCGUCAACAGCGCCGCCACCUCGGACGCGGGGAACCUGGGCCAGCACAUCCAGCAGUGCAACGACCAGUGGAACCACCGCCCGACCUUUGUCCUCGUCGACUUCUGGGACAAGGGCGACACGGUCAAGGCCGCCGACGACAGCAACGGCAUCAGCCAGGCCAGCGGGAGGACCAACGCCUCGGCCGACAGCAGCGCGAGCGAUUCCUCCUCGGCCGACGGGACGAACCAGACGCGCGAGUUUGGCACGGGGGCGCUGAUUGCCUUUCUGGCGGCGACGCUGCUGAUGAUUUAA
Molecule: messenger RNA, 1119 nt
Organism: Trichoderma reesei QM6a
Lineage: Eukaryota; Fungi; Ascomycota; Sordariomycetes; Hypocreales; Hypocreaceae
Exons: 1
Coding region: 1-1119 (372 amino acids)
Biological process (GO): lipid metabolic process
Molecular function (GO): phosphoric diester hydrolase activity
Source: RefSeq, a predicted model, not a curated record